AUGUCGGGAGCGAAAACGGCGCAAAUGGCAGUCAUCGACUCGCAUAGUAGCUGGGGAGACAAUCUCGUCCAGGUGUGGGGUCGUGGCCAUGCACCACGAAGAGAAGGGUUCUUUUCAACAUCAGAGGUGUUCACAGCGUCGGAUGGGAGAUCGUACAGGUGGAAGAAUGACUGGGACUGUAUGAUUCUGGUAUCGGAAGAUGGGACUUGCGUCACAUCGUACGAACCUGGGUCUUAUGGUCUCUUUUCUAAACCAUCGCCACCGAAGUUGACCGUGUCAUGGAACGCUGUCCAGAUUGUCGACGAAAUAAUUGCGACCUGGAUAUACAUGCAGCAGAAGAAGAGGACGCGAAGGAAAAGGAGGAACAGGAGAGCCAUUAUGUUCUGA
Marasmius oreades (fairy-ring Marasmius) is the source of this 387-nucleotide messenger RNA. RefSeq lists its product as uncharacterized. The coding region runs from base 1 to 387 and encodes 128 amino acids. The transcript has 3 exons. The record is from RefSeq and is a predicted model, not a curated record. NCBI's taxonomy places the organism in Eukaryota, Fungi, Basidiomycota, Agaricomycetes, Agaricales, Marasmiaceae.